This is a messenger RNA of Glarea lozoyensis ATCC 20868, 1758 nucleotides long. RefSeq lists its product as uncharacterized. Gene Ontology annotation, molecular function: purine nucleobase transmembrane transporter activity. Gene Ontology annotation, cellular component: plasma membrane. The record is from RefSeq and is a predicted model, not a curated record. The coding region runs from base 1 to 1758 and encodes 585 amino acids. Gene Ontology annotation, biological process: transmembrane transport. The transcript is spliced from 7 exons. Lineage: Eukaryota; Fungi; Ascomycota; Leotiomycetes; Helotiales; Helotiaceae.
AUGGUUACGAUAAGAGAGAGAAUAAAAGUUUACGAUGUGCGAAUUGCCACAUCGACAUUUGGAAGGGUAUUCCGUCUCGAUGGAUCUGGCCAUGAAUUCGAACGACCUGGGUCGACAUUCUUCACAGAGAUCAAUGCCGGGCUGACAACAUUUUUCACUAUGGCAUAUAUCAUAGCUGUUAAUUCAUCAAUAUUAAGCGACAGUGGCGGCACUUGCGUACAUCAGAAUGAAGCUCAAUACAAAGAUUGCCUGCUUGACAUAAAAAGAGAUUUGAUUACUGCAACUGCUGCUGUUGCCGGCAUAGGUUCCAUAUUGUUCGGGUUUCUCACAAACCUCCCAGUCGCUAUCGCACCAGGCAUGGGUCUCAAUGCUUAUUUCACCUAUCAAGUGGUUGGAUAUCAUGGUUCAGGUUCAGUGUCUUAUCAGCUAGCCCUAACGGCUGUGUUCAUCGAAGGAUUUAUUUUUGUCUUCUUAUCUUUGAUUGGCAUGCGACAGUGGCUUGUCAGGAUCAUACCCGGUUCUAUUAGAGUCGCCAGUGGAGUCGGGAUAGGUUUGUUUCUCACUGAGAUUGGACUUUCAGCAUCUGGAAUAAGCAUGAUCUCUUCUGGAGCAGCUGCACCAACAGACCUGGCAGGAUGUCCACCCCAAUACAUGGAUCCAAAGAACGGUUCAUGUUUGAGCCAUAAAAUGACAAGCCCUACUAUGUGGAUUGGUAUCAUGUGCGGUGGUAUGCUGACUUCAUGGUUGAUGGCGUAUCGUGUCAAGUCUGCAAUCAUCAUUGGCAUAACCGUCGUCUCAAUUUUAUCAUGGCCUCGAAACACAUCUUUCACCUACUUUCCAAAUACACCCUUGGGCGAUGAGAUGCACAAUUUCUUUAUCAAAGUCGUUUCCUUUCAUCCAAUUCAGAACACUCUCGGAGCACUAGAUUGGGACGUAUCCGCAGCUGGCGGUCACUUCGUUUUAGCACUAUUCACAUUCCUAUACGUCGACAUAAUCGACACAACCACAACACUCUACUCCAUGGCCCGCUUCUCCGGCGUCACCGACCCCAAAACCGGUGACUUCCCACGCUCAACAAUGGCAUACUGCACCGAUGCCACCAUGAUAUCUAUUAGCGCCCUCUUCGGCUGCUCUCCAACAACCGCCUUUAUCGAAUCUGGCGCCGGUAUCACAGACGGCGGCCGGACCGGUCUCACUGCCAUGACAACCGGCGUCUGCUUUCUGAUAUCCAUCUUCUUCGCGCCAAUCUUCGCCUCUAUCCCUCCCUGGGCCACAGGCGGCACACUCAUCCUCGUCGGCUGCAUGAUGAUGCGCCAAGUCACUGCUGUAAACUGGUCGUUCAUUGGCGACGCUCUCCCGGCAUUCGUCACGAUAGUCUGCAUGCCGCUCACCUACUCCGUAGCCUACGGACUCAUCGCCGGUCUCUUCACCUACACCGUGCUCAACGGGCUGUUCUUCAUCACGCGCAAGAUCUCGCGCGAGAGGAUCCAGCCGCCAGAUGCGGAUAUAGCGGAGUACUGGACGUAUAAACCGAGCGAUGAACAUCCGCCGUGGUUUAUAAGAGCGGCGAAAGGAGAGUUAUGGAGGAGCAGGGAGAGUGUGGAGGAGAUUGAGGUGAGGAGUUUGGCGAGUCGGACGAGUGAGAAGGUGCUUGUUGAUGGGAGUGGGAGGGUUGUACCUGGGUUGUCAGCGGAGACGGAGGAUGGUGUGCAGAGGAGUGAUUCUUUUAGAGCUGGGAGUGCUGCUGUCGCUGUCUAA